AUGCCUAUAUCUUACCCGAUCAGCGAGUUCGUCGUGGCAGACACAGGUGUCUUUUGGGACAUUGCUUAUUGUCCCAUCCCUAAUGGUCUCACUCCAGAAAAGAUUUAUCACAAUAUCAAACUAGCUCUCAAGAAUAUGGGUUACUAUGGAAAAGUGUCUAUAUAUGUUUACGGUGAUGAGAAUCUUAACCCAAAAGAUAUCGAAACAACCGGAAUCAAGUGCGUAUUCACAGGAGAUGAACAGACAAGGGUUGACAAGAUCAUACACGACCUUACCUUUUGGGGAAUACGCAAGAAAAAAGAGGAGAGACGAGCGAAUGUGAUGCUCAUCGCAGGAUCAAAAGCAAAAGACCCAAUUUACGUUAAGUUUCUUGGCUAUUUGAGAUCGAUAAAUACUAAUAUUCUCUUGGCACAGCCUGAGAAGUUACCAAACCCUAUUGAUGAAGCAUCGGGAUGGCUACUUCGUUAUGUAAGUGAAGUGUGGAUUUGGAAUAGCCUAGCAGCUGGAGAGAAGCCUAUCUACGGAGCGGACGCUUACUAG
This is a messenger RNA of Eruca vesicaria subsp. sativa (arugula), 540 nucleotides long. NCBI's taxonomy places the organism in Eukaryota, Viridiplantae, Streptophyta, Magnoliopsida, Brassicales, Brassicaceae. The record is from the annotation of a GenBank genome assembly.